This is a messenger RNA of Dromiciops gliroides (monito del monte), 1201 nucleotides long. It is a transcript of the gene CD226, whose product is annotated as CD226 molecule. Gene Ontology annotation, cellular component: external side of plasma membrane. NCBI's taxonomy places the organism in Eukaryota, Metazoa, Chordata, Mammalia, Microbiotheria, Microbiotheriidae. The coding region runs from base 79 to 1065 and encodes 328 amino acids. The transcript has 6 exons. Gene Ontology annotation, biological process: positive regulation of T cell receptor signaling pathway; positive regulation of immunoglobulin mediated immune response; positive regulation of Fc receptor mediated stimulatory signaling pathway. The record is from RefSeq and is a predicted model, not a curated record.
AAAAAGCCCCAAUACGGAUAUCUUAGAAGCAGGAAAUGGUGUAUUGAACUCAAUGACAACCUACAAGUGCUUCCAGAGAUGCAUUGUCUUCCUUUCCUUUUUGUAAUUCUUCAGGCACACAAAGCCAUGUCUGAAGAGGAAUUUGUGGAUACAACUGUAAAGCUUACCAAGAAUAUGAUUUUCGAGUGUAUAUAUCCAGAAUUGGACUUGAUAAGUCAGGUAGAGUGGUUCAAGAUUACAGUAACAGGGAAAGAUUCCAUGGCCAUUUUCAGUCCUGAAUAUGGUAUGCGCAUUAGGAGAGACUAUAUCAAUAGCAUUCGCUUUUUGAACUCCAGUUUGACUGCAAAUGAUGUUUCCCUUUUCUUUCAUAAUGCCUCAAAAGCUGACCUUGGCCUUUAUUAUUGCAUUCUUCAACUUUUCCCUCAUGGACGUUGGGAAAAGGUGAUAAAAGUUGUUCAUUCAGAUGCUUUUGAAAUCCAAGUUUCCUCCAAUAACCAUAUGGUAUCAGAAGCUGGAAAAAAUGUCACAUUCGUAUUUCAGACUCACAUGGCCAGUCCCUUGAAACAUGUGACAUGGGAAAGGAUUCAGCCACAUCAGAUUGACCACUUAACUUCCUGUAACUUGAACAAUGAGAAAAGUUAUGGCUUUAAGUAUUCCAAAAAAAUAUUGACAAACUGCAGCCAAGGGAUGAAAAGUAGCUUUAUUGUUAUUCACAAUGUCACUGCUUCUGACUCGGGUUUUUACCAAUGUUGCUUAACCACUGACACAGGAGAAAAUGAAACCUUUGUGAUCAGAUUGACUGUGACUGAUGCAAAAACAGACCAUCAAAUUUUUUUCCUCAUGGCUGGAGGUGCAGCUUCAUCCUUAAGUCUUGCGAUAUUUAUCAUCAUCAUCAUUGGUUAUUGUUGCAGGAGGAAGAGAAUGUCUAAGGCACUGUGGGAUACUCAGACCCAGCCAUCUAAAAACUAUGCCAGAAGUGGGGUUCCUGACCAAACUCAAGACUACAAAGAAGAGGAUAUUUAUGUCAAUUGUCCUGCCUUCUCUCAAAGACCAAAUCCAAGAUAGCAACUCUUCAGUUUGGUCCAAGCAAGCAUAUAAAAUCAAAUACAUAUUGUCUUUGGAGAGUUCCUCCUCUGUAUUCGCAUAUCUAUAUUGAUUGAAUUAACUUUAUCAUACAGGGAAGACUAUUUCAUUGAAGAUA